AUGUCCAUCUUCGUCCUUAGUUACAACGAUCGAUUGUUAGUAGCUUCGGCAGGCAUCAUGCUCUCCAUCGGCGUCUUCCUAACAGUGCUCUCUGUCUUUGGCAUCGUCUGCCUCAUCAUCAGCAAAAUGAAACGCUUCUACUCUCUGGUGCCAAUAUUUGCCACACUCAUCAUGAUUCUUGCUUUCAUCUGUGGAUUUCUGCCAAUUUUCCGAUUUGUCAAAAACGGCAUGAAAAAUCAGUUGAGACUUUUUUAUGAUUGGGAGAGUAAAUUAGGAAUGGAGUGGAACAGAGUACAAGUCAAAAAACGUUGUUGUGGAAUUGACGGACCUUGGGACUACCUGGAAACUAAUUGGUUCACCAAGUCCAACCCAGAUAGUGACAACCCAACUGUUUACGUUCCUGACUCCUGUUGUGCUUUGAACUUCAACCAAGACAGAGAAAUAACUUGGGUGGACCCUCAGAAACUUCAGUUGAGGGAUGCCCGGCGCUGUCAAGAGGAUGCUAUUGGCAGAGUUAAAAACAGUGUCAACAUCAACACUAAAGGAUGUUUUGUGGCUCUGUUCACGAAAAAUCCUGACCUGUGGCACGACCAAUCCAUCUGGGUCGUCAUGGACGUCAUCACUGCCGUCUGCCUCAUCACAGCGACGUUCCAGGUAGUAUUUUUAAUAUGCAACUCUUUGCUUUCCAAAAUGAGAACAAGAUCGCCGAAGAGUUGA
Messenger RNA from Helobdella robusta, 717 nucleotides. RefSeq lists its product as hypothetical. The record is from RefSeq and is a predicted model, not a curated record. The transcript has 7 exons. Gene Ontology annotation, cellular component: membrane. The coding region runs from base 1 to 717 and encodes 238 amino acids. NCBI's taxonomy places the organism in Eukaryota, Metazoa, Annelida, Clitellata, Rhynchobdellida, Glossiphoniidae.